This is a messenger RNA of Rosa chinensis, 392 nucleotides long. Its product is annotated as nuclear pore complex protein NUP205-like. Gene Ontology annotation, cellular component: nuclear pore. The coding region runs from base 12 to 377 and encodes 121 amino acids. The transcript has 2 exons. Lineage: Eukaryota; Viridiplantae; Streptophyta; Magnoliopsida; Rosales; Rosaceae. The record is from RefSeq and is a predicted model, not a curated record.
CAUAUGAAUUAAUGUGCAGGAUGUUGAGUCUGUAUGACAUCAGUGAAGAGGAUAUUGAUGGUGUCAUUGAUCAAUCUCAGCUUUCAACAGUAACACAAUCUUCACUCCAGAUGCAGCUACCAAUUCUAGAAUUGCUAAAAGACUUUAUGAGUGGAAAAUCUGUUUUCCGGAACAUCAUGGGCAUCCUUCUGCCAGGUGUCAAUACCAUUAUAACUGAACGAACAAAUCAAGUGUACGGGAAACUCUUAGAGAAGGCUGUGCAACUCUCAUUGGAGAUUAUAAUCCUUGUCUUGGAGAAGGAUUUGCUUCUUUCUGAUUUCUGGCGUCCUCUUUACCAGGUAGAUAUCUUGCAUAUUCAUAGCUAUUUUAACCUCUAAUAUUCCUUACAAACU